This is a messenger RNA of Penicillium expansum, 2781 nucleotides long. Its product is annotated as Glycoside hydrolase, superfamily. The record is from RefSeq and is a predicted model, not a curated record. The transcript has 3 exons. Gene Ontology annotation, biological process: carbohydrate metabolic process. The coding region runs from base 1 to 2781 and encodes 926 amino acids. Lineage: Eukaryota; Fungi; Ascomycota; Eurotiomycetes; Eurotiales; Aspergillaceae.
AUGCCACCUAUCCGAGGUGGACUCGGCGAGCGCCCGCGGGUGAUCUUGUACCACCAAACGCUCAUCCCAAGCGGGGGCCAGUAUGUCUCCAUGCUCCCGCUCCUCGAAAACAACACCGGGAUAACACAUGUUAUUCUCGCGGCUUUUCACCUGAACGGUGCACCAGGAGAUAUCACUCUCAAUGACGACCCUCCAGACAACGCCAAAUUCGACCCCCUGUGGGCCGAAGUGCCCGUCGUGCAGCGGCAAGGCGUGAAAGUGAUGGGCAUGCUAGGCGGGGCUGCCCCGGGCUCCUUCACGCGGCUUGACGGCAGCCGGGCGGAUUUCGAACAAUUUUAUUAUCCUUUCCUGACCAUCAUCCGCCGCCAUGGCCUUGAUGGAAUCGAUCUCGAUGUAGAGGAGAAAAUGUCUUUGCAAGGCAUCAUCCGGCUCAUCGACCGACUCAAGGCUGACCUGGGCGACGCGUUUAUCAUUACUCUGGCUCCUGUGGCAGCUGCACUACUUGGUAUUGGGAAUCUAUCAGGCUUUGACUACCGCGAACUCGAGCAGGCUCGGGCUUCUAAGAUCGGCUGGUACAAUGCCCAGUUCUACAAUGGCUGGGGUCCUGCUGAGGAUCCACGGAUGUAUGCUGCUAUGGUUUCACAAGGGUGGUCUCCACGACGCAUUGUCUAUGGCCUGUUGACAAAUCCGGGUAAUGGAUCACAGGGUUAUGUGUCCGAGGAGAAGAUUGGACCUGUUUUGGCAACGUUGGUUGAGCAGUUUCCCAACUUUGGCGGUGUUAUGGGUUGGGAGUAUUACAAUGCUUUGCCUGGAGGCACAGCUAAACCGUGGCAGUGGGCCGCUCAAAUGUCGUUGAUCACGGGAAUGAAAGAUGUUGUCGUGAUCCCUGGUCAUCACUUUGUGCCUCUUGUGGUUACCUCCCUAGUGGUGUAUCUGUCGUCGAUAUUAUCCUUGCUCCAGGACACCUCGCCUCGAAGCCAGACACCUAAAUCCCGAGGAUUGAACAGGCAAAAGUCAGGGUCUAGCCGUGCGAAAACCGGCGAUUCUGUGCUUAAAACACUGUUGACAGGGCUGCCCUCGGCAAAGUGGCCCCUGUGGACUACGAUCACGAUAUUAAUCAAUGUGGUCCUGGCAGUCCUAACACUUGACUUCUUGACCCGUGGCAUUCUACUUUAUCCUACCAGAAAUGUUGCAUUCUCGCGCGUUGGGUAUGUCUCCCCGACCACUGCCAACUUGGUCUUUCGCGAGCCAGACACGGCUCGCCUACCGGUGACGGUCAUGUUCCAGGAGGUCUCUGAAAUGCGCCAAGACUGGUACGAAGAGGGCAUUGUUUACAAGCUGGAUAACUCUACCGACUUUACAACAACUGUGACCAUAACCGACCUAAAGCCGGCGACAUCCUAUCGCUACUCGCUGUCCAACAACAAGUCUGGCACAUUCAUCACUGCCCCAUCGCCCGAGACCCCUGAAGCAAGCCGACUAUCAUUUGUAACAUCAAGUUGCCUGAAGCCAAACUUCCCUUACAACCUACUAUCACACCCACUGCGGAUCCCAGGCCUCGAGCAAAUGACCGACGCUCUCGCCAAACUGCCCAAGCUACUCCGCCCAUCAUUCAUGCUCUUCUUAGGCGACUUUAUCUACAUAGAUGUCCCCUGGCGCUUCGGCUCAACAAUGUCCCACUACCGUAGCGAGUACAGACGCAUCUACUCGUCCCCCUCCUGGACUCACGGACCAGAAGAAAACCGCGCUAUCGAUCUCCCCUGGCUACACACGCUUGACGACCACGAGAUCGAAAACGACUGGUCGCAGGGCAACAAAACAGCCCCGUAUCCAGCAGCUGCAGACCCCUUCAUCCACUACCACGUGCGAGCAAACCCACCCAUCCCAGUAGCACCUUUCGCCCACCCAGACAACGUAACCUACUUCGCCUUCACCCACGGUCCAGCCUCCUUCUUCAUGCUAGACACACGCACAUACCGCACCGAGCCCUCGCAUAAGAACUCAACAAUCCUCGGUCGUCCCCAGCUCCAAUCCCUCCUCACGUACAUCUCAACCCCAGAGCCAGCAGGCACGCACUGGAAGAUCAUUUCCUCCAGUGUUCCCUUCACCAAGAACUGGCACGUCGGAACCACAGAUACCUGGGGCGGGUUCCUAGACGAGCGACGCACCGUCUUCGAAGCAAUGUGGCGCGCGGAGCGCGAGCUAGGCAUCCGCAUCGUCAUGCUUAGCGGCGACAGACAUGAAUUCGGUGCUACAAGAUUCCCGGACCCGGAACUCAACCUGGGCCGCGAUCAGCUUUUGCCUAAUACGGCCGGGCUAGGACUACACGAGUUCAGUGUUGGUCCGUUGAGCAUGUUUUACCUCCCCAUCCGUACGUACCACCAGACAGACUCUAAGGAUGUUAUGGUGAAGUAUGCGCCGAAUGGGAAUAGUAAGUUCGGGCUUAUUGAUAUCACGGAUGACAUUGAAGAUGUUGGUUCGACUGCUGCUGCGCCUGUCCGGGCUCGUAGCUCUGUUCUUACGUACUCGUUGUAUGUGGAUGGGGAGGUUGUUUGGAAAUAUCGUCUGAGUGUUCCAUUGGACCGAGAUGUGAGUAUCCAUGGCCCGUCUCUGCUGCCGGGUCGUGUGGUUCAGGAUGAGAUUCCGGAUCUUAGUUGGAGUGUGGUGCUUGGGACGGUUGUGGGACGGUUGCCAGAGUUGGCGAAAUGGACUGUUGAGACGGGCAACGAGCUCUACUUUCAACUUGCGGAUCGAUUGCAGAAGAUUGAGAGACUUGAUUAG